Calliphora vicina (urban bluebottle blowfly) is the source of this 595-nucleotide messenger RNA. RefSeq names its product acyl-coenzyme A thioesterase 13-like. The transcript has 2 exons. Gene Ontology annotation, molecular function: fatty acyl-CoA hydrolase activity. The record is from RefSeq and is a predicted model, not a curated record. Lineage: Eukaryota; Metazoa; Arthropoda; Insecta; Diptera; Calliphoridae. The coding region runs from base 51 to 482 and encodes 143 amino acids.
UCUUUUUAAAUCACUGUAACAGUCUGUGAAGCAUUUCAAAAGCACACGUAAUGUCGUCGUCUAAACGUGGUGUGGAAUUUUUAAAAACUGUGGCGGAUUAUUGUGUCAAGUACGGUGGACAUGAUGUAGUAACAAAAGCCAUUCGUGUUACUGGUGGUGGAGAGGGUCGUUGUACUGGAGAAUUUACUAUUACCAAAGAACACUUAAAUCCAUAUGGAGGCUUACAUGGCGGCUGCGCAGCUACAAUCAUUGAUAAUGUAACUACAUAUGCCUUAAUGUCAGCUGAUUCACAUCCUGGAGUUACAGUCGACCUAUAUGUUAGUUAUUUAAAAAGCGCUAAAGAGGGGGAGGAAAUAAUUGUUGAUGCAAAUACUGUAAAAGUAGGCAAAAAAAUAGCGUUCAUUGAUUGUGUACUUAAAAAGAAAUCAGAUGGCUCAAUUAUAGUUAAGGGUGGACAGACAAAAUUUGUUGACUUAAAAUAAAUUUAAAAAAAUUAUUGUGUUUUCUUUUUUGAAAAGUUUGUAAAUGAUAAAAUUAACCCCCUGUCUAUACCUGAUAAAUUUUUAUCAUGAUACACGUCAAAAUUGUUGUCAAA